UGACUCCGUCAGACCUAACGUCGCUUAUAUUGCUGUUAUAACGGGAAGCGUUAUAAUGACUGUAUAAAACAUUUCCGCCUUCUCAUUACCUCUCAAACCACAGAGAGAGAAAGAGAGAGAGAACUCUCAUGGCUGAUCGCUCUUUUUUUAUUCCGAUCAGAUCGAAGAGUUAUAUUAUCUGUCUCACAAUUGUCGUUGUAUAAUCCUUGACAAGAUCUAUCGAUUUCUCUAAGAGGCUGGUUUACGCUAAACCGAUCAGAAUUUUUAUCCAGUUUCUGAUCAUAAUUCAACGACUUUCGAACUCAAUUACCACCUCUUCAACAAAGCUUCGUAGAAACGCAACAUCUACUUGAAGUAAGUCACUGUGAAAGUCGCAGAUCUGAGUUGAUAGCUACAGAUUCCUGUCGGAUUUCAUAUAAUAUCAUAAUUCAAAAAGACAAAACUACAAAGAACCGUAGAAGCUGCUUGUUGUUUUGUUCAUGGAGCUUCCUCAACCUCGUCCCUUCAAAGCCCAGGGGAGAGAACCAACACAUGAUUUUUUAUCGCUCUGCAGUCAUUCAACUGUCCAGACAGAUCCCAAGCCAACACCUUCUUCUUCUCAUGGUAGCCACUUGAAGACCCAUGAUUUUCUACAACCGUUAGAAAGCGUUGGUGGUUCUAAAGAAGAGACAAGUAGGAUUGACACAACCUCCGAGCCGCCUGCACCGCCCCCACCGCUGAAGCACGUGCUUCCCGGUGGAAUAGGAACGUACACGAUAAGCUCAAUACCUUAUUUCCAUAAUCAUCAAAGAGUUCCUAAGCCGGAGCUUUCACCACCAAUGAUGUUCACUGCUAGUGGUGGUGGUGGUGGUGGUGGUGGUGUUGAGAGAAACGUUGUGGACGCUGCUGCUGUUGCAAGCGGGCUUACUCUGUGGGAUGAAUCUGGUUCUGGGACUAAGGGACAGACAAGGAAGGAGAAUAACGCUGGGGAGAGAGCUAACAUCAGAGCUGAUGCUGCAACAACUAUUGGACAAUGGCCAGCACAGUCUUUGACAAAUAAUAACCCGUUGAGCGGUUUCAGUUCUCGUUCUUCCUCUCAAGGGUCUGGACUCAAGAGCCAGAGUUUCAUGGACAUGAUAAGAUCAGCCAAAGGAACUUCACAGGAUGAUGAUUUAGACGACGAAGAUGAUUUCUUCAUGAAGAAAGAAAGCUCCUCCACUAGCCAGAUCCGUACAGUAGAUAUGAGAGUAAAAGCAGAGGCGAGAGGGGCUGGCAAUAACGAUCCAAAGAUGAACACGCCUAGGUCAAAACAUUCUGCUACAGAACAACGGAGGAGGAGCAAGAUCAAUGAUAGGUUUCAAAAGUUGAGACAGUUAGUACCUAACAGCGACCAAAAGCGUGACAAGGCCUCCUUCUUGCUAGAGGUUAUAGAGUAUAUUCAAUUCUUACAGGAGAAAACAAGCAAGUACGAGACUCCUUACCAAGGAUGGAACCAAGAACCUGCCAAGCUAUUGAAUUGGGCACAGCAAAGAAACAACCAACAGCUUGUCCCUGAAGGAACCGUUGCAUUUGCUCCAAAACUGGAAGAAGAGAAGAAUAACAUUCCGAUCCUUGCAACAGCUGAAACACUGAACCGAGUAACUCCAUUUCCUUUGUCGGUUCAAAGCAACAGUCUGUUCUCUCCUGUAAUUGCGGGUAAUCCUCUAACUCAGUUGCACGCAAGAGUAGUAGCAUCAGAGUCGAGCCCGAGUUCUCGGAGUCAUACUCAGCCAUUGAAAGAAGGAGGAGGAGAAGAAGAAGAAGAAGAACAGGGUGAUGAUGAGGAAGGUCGUGAGGGUAACAUCAGUAUAUCGAGUGUUUACUCGCAAGGAUUAGUGAAGAGACUAAGAGAAGCAUUGGAGAAAUCAGGAGUGGACAUAACGAAAGCAACCAUCUCCGUAGAAAUCGAGCUUGCUAAACGCUCCUCUGAAGUCAAGCAAACUCGGAAACCUAAACGGCUCAAAACGUGCAAUACAAGUUAAAAAGAAAAAAAAAAGAGCUGGCACCCAAUUGGGUUAAAACACCAAAGUUAUAUCAUAGAUAUAUUCAAUCUUUUUUAUUUUCUUGUACAUUCGAAACUAUAAUCUCGUGGGUCCAUAAUCUUUUGAGACCCGGUUAUGCUAACCGCCGCAUUUUAAACUCUAAUCUCAAAACUACUUUGGGGUUUCUUUUGAGAAAAUAUCAUUAGGAGAAAGGCUUUCAAUGUUUUACGUAAGCUUCCUGUAUUUAGUGAAGUCACACUUUUUGAAUCAUCAUUAUUUACAUUUUUUUUCUUCUU
Molecule: messenger RNA, 2296 nt
Organism: Brassica napus (rape)
Lineage: Eukaryota; Viridiplantae; Streptophyta; Magnoliopsida; Brassicales; Brassicaceae
Product: transcription factor BIM1-like
Exons: 11
Coding region: 480-2000 (506 amino acids)
Biological process (GO): DNA-templated transcription
Molecular function (GO): DNA-binding transcription factor activity; protein dimerization activity
Source: RefSeq, a predicted model, not a curated record